Cephus cinctus (wheat stem sawfly) is the source of this 4409-nucleotide messenger RNA. Its product is annotated as vacuole membrane protein 1. The record is from RefSeq and is a predicted model, not a curated record. Bases 845 to 2191 code for a protein of 448 amino acids. NCBI's taxonomy places the organism in Eukaryota, Metazoa, Arthropoda, Insecta, Hymenoptera, Cephidae. The transcript has 5 exons.
AUUAAUGUAGUUUGCAUCAUUAUUUUCAUAUAUAUAUGACCGUUUACGUCCUUCACUGCAUUUAUACUUGUAGAUGUUGAUCUACGCAUAUAUAAUUAUUGCUCGCUUCUAUCGUUAAAUCAGUUAUAGAAGCAAACGUAAUAUGUAAGCUUGUUUUAAAAGUUAGGAAUUAGUAUAAAUACGAUUUAUAAUAACUUUUAAGUAGUCCAUCAUAAUGGCUUCCUCCAUUUGAUUUCCACGUUGCAGCUAAUGUGUCAUUCGUAACAGAAUCGUCGCUGGUAGUUUAAUCCAAACGACCAGAUUGACUGAUUUUAUAAAAUAGAGUCACGUUUAAAGAACUGUAAAUUCAUUUAUCUAUGACGGAUCACAUAAUUCCACAAAAUGCUGUCUUUGCAGUUCAUCCUUUAUAUACCACAUAUGACAUAGUUGUAAAAAUCUCAUAACAAUUCUCAGACAUGCUGUUGAUUGUUCUGUACUGUUUCUAUAGUUGUAUAUUAUUGUAUUGUCACACGGUACACUAUAGUAAGUAAAAACAUUACUGAGAUACUAUAAAAGAAGUAUUCAGCAUUUGUAUAAAAUGCUGAGCAAUGUGAAUCGACCUUUCUUUUUCUUAUUACACUAGCUCGUUGAAAUCUUGUAUCAGUAAUACAGGCGGACUAUGCGGUGGUAAGGUGACCCUUGAUCCAAUAUGACCCUCUGUUCGGCGCAUUUUCUAAUGAUAAUGACUCAAUCGCAUAUACUAAAUUGAGUGGGGGCAAUGGUCAGUACCUCUUAGGGGUUCUGACACGAUAGUAACUCGACGCCACUCGUUGUGAACACUUCUACUUUAUUUCAUAAAACAGUAAUGGAUGAUACAAGAGAACUCAGACCUCACAGAGAUUACCUCGUUAUUGAUAUGAAUCUCACCGAGCUGCUAGAAAUUAAUCGAUUAGGUGGUACAAUGUUGGGAAAUACUACCGCUGUUCGUCGUGGAAAGGAUUCUACAUCAAACUCAGCAAAUGGGGCACAGAGAAGAUUAAUUGAAAAAGCCACAUCGCAGAUAUCCCACAUCGAAUUUAAUUUAAAUUCCAUACUUAAUGAGGAAGCUGAAAUAGAUCCUGAGUGUCUAACAUUAUGGCAACAUCCUAUCAUAACGUUAAACUAUUUCUUAAAGGAAUUGCUCAUUGAUAUUGCUAGUUUAGCAAAGAAAACAUUACGUUAUAGACGGACCGUAAGCAGCGCAGUAUUAAUUGUCAUACUGUUUCUAUUAUUAAGUAGAAUAUCUGGCCCUCAACAAGAUACAUUUAAAACAUGGGAAGCCAAGCUUGUAUGGUGGAUGUAUUGGGUGGGUCUUGGUGUAUUAUCCAGUGUGGGUCUAGGCACUGGAUUACACACUUUUGUACUUUACCUGGGACCUCACAUAGCAGCUGUAACAAUGGCUGCUUACGAGUGUGGUGCACUUAACUUUCCUGAACCACCAUAUCCAGAUCAGAUAGUAUGUCCCACUAAUAUAGAUCCUAACUGGACAGCAGGAGUGCUCAAUAUCAUGAGGAAGGUUCGCGUCGAGGCUAUGCUCUGGGGCGCGGGUACGGCUUUAGGAGAAUUGCCACCCUAUUUUAUGGCAAGAGCCGCUCGAACCAGUGCCCAAAGUGACAAAGAGAAAGACUGCGAUCAGGAAGACUUAAAAGAAUUAGAGGCUCUUGAAGCAUUGGAGAGUGGCGAAAAUGUUCCACUUGUGAUGCGCGUUAAGCUAGCUAUGAAACACUUUGUACAAAAAGCUGGUUUCUUGGGGAUACUUGCUUGUGCUUCGAUCCCCAAUCCACUAUUUGAUCUUGCUGGAUUAACCUGUGGCCACUAUCUCAUUCCAUUUUGGACAUUCUUUGGAGCCACUCUUAUCGGAAAGGCCGUAGUCAAAAUGCAUAUACAGCAACUCGCAGUUAUAAUAGCAUUCAAUGAAGAACUCUUAGAUAAAUUUAUCAGCCUUCUGGCUGUCAUUCCCAUUGUGGGUUCGAAGUUCCAGGCUCCGCUCAAGAAGUAUCUCGUGGAACAAAAACAAAAGUUACACGACAAAUCUUCGACGGAAGGAACAGCGACCAUUUCCUGGUUAUUUGACAAAUUCGUCAUGAUCAUGGUGUGCUACUUCUUGGUGACGAUAAUUCACGCGCUGGCGCGCAAUCAUCAUCGCAGACGUACCAAGCCGUCGUCGGAUUGAGAACUAGCUGUAUUAGGAUAAAAUAGCUCAAAAAUAGAGGGAUGCUGGGGCGGAUCGAAAAUGGUCGGGUUAAACAGAAAAAAACGUGAGUUUCGACGCGAUAAAGAAGUAAGAUAGUGCAUUGGAAUCGUGCUACUCUAACAGACUUGAAUGAUUAUGACGAUAAUGACGAUUAUGGUGAUAAUAGAUAUCUGCCAGUGUUCUACGAAGGCUGAGAAAAGGAGACAUUUCUUAAUAUCGAUCUAUUCAAUGAGUAAAUAUAAUUUCACAAAUAUCUUCAGUGAAUCAGGACUUUUAUAUACGGUUUAAUUUUGCACUCUUCUACUGAUUGCCAUUAACAAACCAUAAAUAAUAAACUAAUAGAUAAACUUGUUAAGGUGUGUCUCGCCUUUCUUGCCUAAUUUUGUAUCUACUAACAUUUUGAUAUUUGCGUAGAUAGGAUAGCUAGGUCUAUGCUUAAAGAAAUGGAAAGCAUAAGAUUUGCGUAAGAUCACAAGAAUACUUGCAUAAUAGCUAACGAUUCCGUGUUAUUUUGAGUCAACUGUAAUGAAGUAAAUUGAAACAAAGAAAAAAAAGACAGUGAUACGCGCACCGAAUUUUCAUCGUUGUGAGUAUCAUAUGUCAUGUGCUUCUUAUUUAUUGUCCAUGUAUGCUAUAUGAAUUUAAAUUUAAGGUGGAAAAACGUGUUUAGAUACAACUUUUGUUUUCUUGCUAGAACAUAAUAAUAAAUAGGAGUAGGUAUAAAAUAGAGAUGGACAGGACUUUCUACUUGUACGAUUGUGAUCGAGGUCUUUGUCGAGUAAAUAUUUAUACAGUAAGUAAUUUUUCGGCGAAUCCUAGUUUCUUUUCUUAUUCGCCAAUAUCAAGACGACGACCUUGAUCCAGUUUCACAUCGCCAAGUGUGAAGUCGCAAAGACGUUGUGUAUUCUAUGUACCGUAAAGCGCUCGCUUAUUUCUUGAUAUUAAAAUCCUAUUUUACAAGGGAUUUGAAAUGAGCGAUGGAAAAAAAAGACUAUUCCACAUGUGUAAAUGAUCACGUUUAAAGUUACGAUUGUAAAAACAGAAUGGAAAUCGUAUUAACAAUCAAUGUGAUUGGAAUUUUUGAAAUCCUUAUUGCCCAUAUUCUUUACGGUAGUCAAACUUAUAUACAGAGGAAAUCGAUCAGGGUUGUGUGGUGAACGCCAGUCAAAAGUACUAGUACUGUAUCUUUAUACAAAUAGGAAGUUGCACUAGUCUUUUGUUCGAAAUUACUAACCGUGUUCAAUUGUUAUCACGGUGGAUAAUGAAGAGAUAAACACUUGGAAUUGUUAAUGGGUAACUUACAUGGAUUCUUCAGCAUCAUUUGUUCUACAUUGCAAAUUGAAUAUUGUCAAUAAAUAUCUUGCAACACCAUGAUAUUCCUUUUGUAUGUCGCAUAUUGGCGGUACAGUAAAUUAUUAAGAUUUAUAUGAUAUAAUAAGCAUUCCAUACUAAAACUCCACAAAACUUUCCAUUUCUCAUUCAAGUUCAUUUGUACUUUCCUAUACAUUAUUUGCGACUUGUACGAGCCGCUAUUAAUCAAUCUAUACUGUUAAUAGACAUUCCUGUAUACCUUAGUAUUGGAACAGACAUGGUUGUACCCUUUUUUUAUAUUUUCAAGACGUAGAACUCAUGUAAGCUUCCCAUUACAAAAGGUUUCAUGUUACUUGUAAAUCCGAAGAAAGCUUCUGUGUGCUAAUACCUCUGUGACGUCAAACCUUGUGUACUGAGUCUUGUCAGUUUCAUUGUGAAAAGUAUAUUGUAUUUUGUUGUAAUAUCUUUGGCAGAUUCUUAGUGAUUACCACAUGGCAACAAUUGUUCAGAUGGACGUGUAGUACUUUAUAGAAGACAUGUAGAAAAGUAGAUUUGUGGAGAAACAAAAGUUUUAAACAAUUUUCCUGUACAUGUAAGCCAAUAUAAGUACUGUAAUGCUUAUGACAAUCCUCUUGAUUAUAGUACUAAUGAAGGGAAAAUGGUUCAAUGUUUUAAAAAAAACUACAAGCAUUUUGAAAUCUGCUCAAGAUAUUUCUGUGCAACAAUAUAGAUCAGUUAAGUGCAGAUUUGGUUUCAGGGUUUGAUGCUUGAGGGGUAAUCAAUUUUUAAACGAUUAUUGUAACUCACUUACCUCGGCUGUACAGCAUAAUAUUGUCAUUUAUUGCCAAACUUUUAAUAAAUCAAGUUAUCAAAGGAAUGACUGACA